AGUAGGUAUCCCUGCAAGACCAAAAAGUCCUUUGGAUCCCAAGAAGGAUGGAGAGUCUAUUUCAUACUCUGUCUUGCCUUUAAGUGAUGGUCCAGAAGGUUCCACAAACAGUCGUCCACAGAUGAUAAGAGGGCGACUUUGCGAUGAGACCAAACCUGAAACUUUUAACCAGCUGUGGACUGUAGAGGAACAGAAAAAACUCGAGCAGUUGCUUUUGAAGUAUCCACCAGAGGAGGUAGAGUCCCGACGGUGGCAGAAGAUAGCAGAUGAACUGGGAAAUAGAACAGCAAAGCAGGUUGCCAGUAGAGUGCAGAAAUAUUUUAUUAAACUGACUAAAGCUGGUAUUCCAGUUCCAGGAAGAACACCAAACUUAUAUUUAUAUUCCAAAAAGGUGAGACAAGAUUACAGAAUCCUGUGUUUCUGUUUGCAUUUAUGUGCUUGUUGAGUCAGAAUCAUUAAUAUAUUUAAUAGAUUAAUAAAGUUACUUAUUGAAGUAAUCUUUUUCUUUUGCCAGUAGCACUAUGGAGUGGAUUGGACGUUAAUUCUGGUUUCACAUUGACAGCUCUUGGGGAGUAGAAGUGUUCAGGUUGCAGGUUGAACUGGCAGGAUAGAAUGAUGGUCUUGGGGUAGUUCUUCCUCCAUAUAAAUUUACUAAAACUGAUC
Messenger RNA from Cyanistes caeruleus (blue tit), 663 nucleotides. The record is from RefSeq and is a predicted model, not a curated record. Lineage: Eukaryota; Metazoa; Chordata; Aves; Passeriformes; Paridae.